Messenger RNA from Phalacrocorax carbo (great cormorant), 7095 nucleotides. The record is from RefSeq and is a predicted model, not a curated record. NCBI's taxonomy places the organism in Eukaryota, Metazoa, Chordata, Aves, Suliformes, Phalacrocoracidae.
GCGGGAGUUGGCGCGAAGGCGACAGCGGUGGUGGGGGGGUGGUGAGGGAGGCAUGGAGCCGGAGUCAUCCCGCUAGCGAGACACACCGCCGCUGGCAGCAGCAUGGAUAUCCGGAAAUUCUUUGGUGUUAUACCUCCUGGAAAGCAACAAAAACGUGAGACUGUGAAAAAGAGUGAAAAAAUCAAAAAUGGUGAAGAACCUUCAAGUGGAAAGAAAAAGGGAAAGGAGGCUAAGGUGGGUAAUUCACCCAGUGAAGAUGAUUCCAGACCAAAGCGGACAAACAAGAAAAAAAGAAUAAUAUACGAUUCAGAUUCAGAAGAGGAGGUGCAGUCAGUGAAAAAAUCCAAGAAGACACCUGAGAAAAAAGCAGCUACUUCAAAACUUGGUAAAGUUCGAAAGCAGGAUCCUGUUGUUUAUAUUUCAGAGACAGAUGAAGAAGAUGACUUUGUCAAUAAAAGAAUUUCCCUGAAACCAAAGGAGAAUGGGACAUCAGCAAUCGGUUAUCCAGGAACAACUACAGUGAUAAAAGAAGAUGUAAAACCACAAGCUAAAAGCAAACCAUUAUCUCCAGUGAAACAGACUCCCACCUCAGCACUUGACUACUUUGGGACAAGUAGUGUCCAGCGAUCAGAAAAGAAACUGGUAGCAAGCAAAAGGAAAGAACCUUCACAAAACAGAGACAGCACACUAGAUGAUGAGGCCAUUGCUAGGCAACUGCAGCUUGAAGAAGAUUCAGAGCUGGAGAGACAGCUACAUGAAGAUGAAGAAUUUGCUAGAACGUUGGCCAUGUUGGAUGAAACACCACAGAAGAAAAAGGCUCGGAAAGAUUCAGGAGGAGAGCAAACAGUACUGAGCACCAAGAGCAGUCCUAACGUGACAAAAAGAUAUAAGCAGUUGGAAGGAGGGGAAGCAACAGACUCAACAGGUGAAGCCAAGAGUUACACUGCCAAGCAGCAAACUAAAUCUGAACGUUCAAAAGGCUCUCGUUUAUCCCCACAAUCAUCUGAUGGUAAAAUAGCAAGAGAGUUGACAGGUAAGACCACGCCGUUGAAACCCAGCUCUAAGCUUGUGUCUCUGAAACAAAAAGAAGAGACUGCUGAAAAGGAGAGAGGUUCAGCAUCAAAAGAAAAAACUACUUCAGGGAAAGAAGAGAAGACAACACCAAAGAAGGAGAAAAUUUCUCCCAAGAAGGCUGAGUCUGUAAGUCCUGAGGACUCUGAAAAGAAGCGAAUUAAUUACCAAGCCUACCGAAGCUUCCUGAAUCGUGAGGGUCCAAAAGCACUGGGUUCCAAAGAGAUACCUCAGGGAGCUGAAAACUGCUUGGAGGGCCUGACAUUCGUAAUUACAGGCGUCCUGGAGUGUAUUGAAAGAGAUGAUGCCAAGUCUCUGAUAGAACGUUAUGGAGGAAAAGUAACUGGCAAUGUCAGCAAGAAGACAAACUAUCUGGUUAUGGGGCGAGACUGUGGCCAAUCUAAAUGUGAAAAGGCAUCAACUUUAGGGACAAAAGUUAUUGAUGAGGAUGGCCUGUUUGAUCUUAUUCGAACUAUGCCAGGCAAAAAAUCCAAAUAUGAGCUGGCAGCUGAAACAGAGGCAAAGAAAGUGGAGUCAAGACCUAAAAGGACACCACAAAAAGCUGAAGCUGGAAAAAGGAAUUUUAGCCCCUUCAAAAGGGAGGCUGAUAAUAAAAAAUAUAAGUCUACUCCUGAAAAAGGAGAUACAGUCACAUCUGUCAAGAAAGAAACCACAGCCGUUCGAAAGCUUAUGGACUUUAAACAGCAGACUGUAGAGAAGAAAGAAGCUCCAAAACCAAAGGAGAACUUGGUUUCUGAGGUUAAUGAAGAUGGAACAGAGAGAUUGCUAUGGGUAGAUAAAUACAAGCCUGUGUCUUUUAAGGCAAUAAUUGGACAGCAGGGUGAGCAAAGCUGUGCCAAUAAACUGCUCCGAUGGCUCCGAAAUUGGCACAAGAAUACCUUGGAAGAUGGACAAGCAAAGACCAAUAAAACUGGAGGCAAAGAUGAUGGUACUGGUUUUAAAGCAGCAUUACUUUCUGGUCCACCUGGAGUUGGUAAAACUACUACAGCUUCUUUGGUUUGUAAGGAACUGGGGUAUAGCUAUGUGGAGCUGAAUGCCAGUGACACUCGCAGUAAGAACAGUCUAAAGGAAGUAGUUGCUGAAUCGCUUAACAACACCAGCAUCAAAGACUUCUGUUCUGGCACAUCCUCAUCAGUUAGCGGGAAACAUGUAUUGAUCAUGGAUGAAGUGGAUGGUAUGGCAGGCAAUGAAGACAGAGGAGGGAUUCAGGAGUUGAUUGGUUUGAUAAGACACACAAAGAUACCCAUCAUCUGUAUGUGUAACGAUCGCAACCAUCCUAAAAUUCGUUCCUUGGUCCACUACUGUUUUGAUCUCCGUUUUCAGAGACCUCGUCUAGAACAGAUUAAGGGUGCCAUGAUGUCUAUUGCCUUUAAAGAAGGUUUAAAAAUUCCACCACCUGCUAUGCAAGAGAUAAUUCUGGCAGCAAAUCAGGACAUCAGACAGGUUUUACAUAAUCUUAAUAUGUGGUGUGCAAAAGAUAAAUCAUUAACUUAUGAUGAGGCUAAAAUGGAUGGCAGCAGAGCCAAAAAGGAUAUCAAACUGGGCCCUUUUGAUGUUGUCCGGAAGGUUUUUGCUACUGGCGAGGAGGCUUCUCGUAUGUCUCUUAUAGACAAAUCGGAUCUUUUCUUCCAUGAUUAUUCCUUAGCACCUCUCUUUGUGCAAGAGAACUACAUACAUGUGAAACCAGCUGCUGCUGGAGGAAAUCUGAAAAAACACUUGGUGCUCUUGAGUAGAGCAGCUGACAGUAUAUGUGAUGGUGAUAUAGUAGACAAACAGAUCCGUAGCAAGCAAAACUGGAACCUUCUUCCGACGCAGGCUAUUUAUGCAAGUGUUCUCCCAGGGGAGCUGAUGAGAGGUCACAUGUCCCAGUUUCCUGUCUUUCCCACCUGGCUGGGGAAGUUUUCAUCCACAGGCAAACAUGAUCGUAUCAUUCAAGAACUGGCGAUGCACAUGAGCCUCAGAACCCAGGCAUGCAAGAGGACAGUAAACAUGGAGUAUUUGUCGUAUUUGCGGGAUGCGCUUGUCCAGCCCCUGAAAGAGUUUGGAGCAGACGGUGUACAGGAGGCUAUAACGUUCAUGGACUCUUACUGCUUGAUGAAAGAAGAUAUUGAAAAUAUCAUGGAAAUAAGCACAUGGGGAGGCAAACCCAGUCCUUUUUCAAAGCUGGAUCCCAAGGUCAAAGCAGCUUUUACACGUGCCUACAACAAGGAGGCACAUCUGACUCCAUAUUCACUUAAUUCUGCCAAGACAUCUAAAAGGCAGUCAGGAUCUGCGGUGACCUUAGAACUGAAUGAAGACUUGAAUGUGGAGGAGAUCCAGUCUGAUGAGGAUGAGCAAGAUACUGUCGAAAGUGAUGCAAUGAUUAAGCAAAAAAAGGUGAAGUCUUCCAAGCCACCAAAAAGAGAGAAAAAUGAAGAAACAACAAAAAAAGAAGGGAAAAGAAAAGAGAAAACAAGACAAUAAAGAGAAUGAGAUCUUGCUCUGGAUGCAGCUUUGCUUAUCGAACUUCUGGCAGGAACAUGGAAUGGAUCCAGUGAUGGAGCCAGGGAAGUAGAGCCAGUGCAUUGAAAAUGCUCCUCUUAUAGAGGUGAUGUAGCUGCCGCACUCUCUCACUAUGCAGUGCUUACUCUGAACGUGCUACAGUGUUACAAGCUAUAAAUAUCCCUGUACAACAGACAUGGAGGUGCAUGAAUAUUAUGACAACAUCAUGCUUAGUUACCUGGCAGUUCUGCUAAGUCUUCCUAGGGCUUCACUUUUUUUUUUAAAAAAAUAAACACCCUGAUAUUACGAGGUCAACUCUUGUAAAUAGUACAUGAUGCAAAAAGAAACCCCAAACAAACCACCAAACCCCAAACCAAACCAAAACUGCAUAUUUGUACAUUAGAGAAAUUAAGCAGUGUAUAAAAUUACAAUAAAAUGUUUCACAGGAGUCAUUUAAAAUUUUGGUUAAGUUCAUGAAGUGUUCUGUCUCCCUCCCUCUCUUUUUUUAGCAAGGUUCUGGCUUUCCAGCAUGUAUGUGGUUAUAUUCUUUUCCUACACCUUCCCUUUUGCUUAGUUAAAGACACAGAAAAGCAGUGAGGGAUUUAGUUCCAAAACGUCCUUGUGAGUUGUAUCUUCAAUCAAAACCGGAAAGGAAUAGUUAAAAAGUAAGAAAUGUGUAAUAGAAAAUAGUCAUGAAAAUUCAGAACUGAUGUUGGAAAGACAACACUAGUGUUGGGUUUUUUUUGCCACUCACAUACCACAGAAUGUCCCUUGGUUUGUCUUUGCUGCAGAUAAAAUGCAAAUUUUGCUUGGUAAGACGAGUUAGUUAUCAAUCAGUUUUAUUACUAUAAUAAAUCAAAGUACAAAAUUUAUCAAAAGCUAAAUAUUUACAGGCUAUCACAAAAUAGAAAUGACAUGGUUGUUAUUAAAUCUAGUGGAGAAAAGAUGUGUAAUGUAGUGAUAGAGCUUUCCUUGCUGCUUGCCAGAAAACACUUGCAGGUCUGAAAUAAAGAGAGGCAGUUAGUUAUAUCCCAAGAUAAUAAAGACUGUGAUAGCAAACUACAACAUUCUCUCAGACUGGGAAAAACUAAAGUUAUUGUGGUGUAUAUAUGGUUUUAUAAUAGCAUUUCUACAUUACUUUGUCCUAUAGGUCGAAGUUUUCACACAAGGUGUUUGCACUAGUAAAUCUACCUUCAAAUGUAAAAAUUACUGAGGAACUUUGUUAACUCAUUUUCAGUGACCCAAAACAAAACCCAAGUCUUGGAUCUAAGCAUAUGUUAUAGACAGAGGGGUGGUCUCAUUCUUUGAAAUAUAAGUAUUCAAGCCAAUACUAUGUUGUUGUUAUCGCAUGAUGUAUUCUUCUGUUUUGUUAAAUGUAGAAGCUCACAUCAUGUAACCUGUGCUUGGGACCUGCUCCUUCCGUGUAGCGCGCGUCUCCCUUCCUACAUUUAAACAUGUUGGUAGAGCUGUAUGAUUUGAUGAUGUGGAGAUCUGUGCUGCUAAAUCAGAGCUGGUGUUGAGGAAUAUGUUGCAGAGGACAGUGUGAUCAGAGGUGAACUGGUUUAAAGGCCCACAGCUGGAAUGAUUUAACCACCAUGUUACUUGCAGUAGCAAAACCUGCUGCUGUUUGCAGGCCUGAGGGCAAACACAUGAUAAAGCUGAGCCUCAGUUACCUGAGGCAAGCACCCAGGCUGUAAGUUAAGAUUCUUGAACAGGGCAUUUCCCUUGCUGGGAAAAAACUCCCACUGUCCUCUAGCAUGAGCCCUGUUGAGUAAAAAAUACAGGCUCUAACACAUACCUGAAGUUAUUGGUCUCCUUCUUCUGGUUUGAGGUACUGUGUGCAAUCAUUUAUUUUCUUCAGAUGAACAAUGUUAAUCCUUUCAGAACACAUUGGGCAUAUGUUUUCAGUCUGUAACAUGCUGUUUUAAAAGAAGUGUGACUGGUCAAAUGAUAAUUCUAACAUUUUCAAAGGAAGAGCUGGGCCUGAGGCAGAAAGCAGAGACCAGAGUUCUGACCUACGCUAAUGUGGCAGGCGCAGGCUGCAGCAACAGCUGCUUCUGUCUAGGCAGAGCAAGGGUUUGUUCAUUUUUAACAUUUGAGAAUGGACAUCAUGGCUGUUUGCAAGGGCACGAGGAAAAUUUGGUGAUUAAAGCAUACACAAAGGAGCUUGGGCUAGAACAUGAAGUUUCUGCAGCUUCACAGUUCCUGACAGCUGAACAGAGCUAACCCUUCCCAUUCUCACACAGGUGAUGACUGGGGAGAUGAGAUUCUUGCUGCAUUAGGCUGGGCCCAGUGCCUGCGUGGCUUGUUUGUGUUGGUGCCUGCUGCUGUGCCUGGGUUCCCCCUACCCCUGUAUCAGGUUGUCUUCCUGGAAGGAGCUGAAAACUUACACAAGCCCCCCCAUCCACCUUCAUUACUCUUCCUGUUGUUGGAGCCCCGCAGCUUGGGCUGGGUUCUUCUGUCAUAGUUUUCACUCCACUUUGAAGCGAUGUUCUGUGAGUAUGUUAGCUGAAACUGCCAAGUCAGGGGGAUUCCUCUUCCAGCCUCCCCUCCCCCCCCCCAGCUGUUACAUGUUUUUUAGUGCCAAAUGAAACAGCUUGCUGCUAAAAUAUGAACGGACAUUGGAAUUCUGCAACAGAAAAAACUUAACUUACUUCUUGAAUUCUGAAUAGAGGGCAGGAAAGUCGCAGUGUGGGCAGACGGUCCAGUCAUCUCGUACCAUAUGGCGACCCUGAAGGCAAAAGCCACAAGUAAUUCAAGGGCCUGUGCUGCCCUGGUACACUGGGUGUUUGGUACCUGUUAUUGUGAUGAAGUCUCGGCAACUGAGCUCUAAAGACAGACCUUGAGGAAUUAAAAAACCCAAAGCCAUAAUGGUGUUACUGUAGUCUGAUUACUGCAUAACUUCUGUAACUAGAAGAGGAGCACUCAAUGAGAAGCAGUGUUUCCAUUAUAAUUUGCAUUCCCUUUUUUUUUGAUUUAAAAAAUAAAUCUAAGAAUGUAUUGAAUUACAGCUUUUAAAAUUCUUUGAGAUUGGCAGUUCUAGAAUGUUAUCUGUAGCUCUAUGUCUAGAGAUGCACGUAAAUCUGCUGGGAUUUUGGUGUUGCAUAUAGCACCCAAAAAAUGCCCCUAAAGCCAUGUCACCUGCACUCAGGGGAGUUGUAUUCAAUACUGUCUGACUGCCUGGCACUCUUUAAACAUAAAUUAUUCCCUCUGUUUUGGUAUGGUUUACUAAUUUGCUUUUGAUAGAAAGAAUUCAUAUGUACCUUUUCAAUACUAUAAAAACGCACCAGCACCUUGAACUGUAUUGAGACACUUAUGCUCGAAUACGAUAUGCAACAGUAGACUGUUUUGCCACUGACUCUCCUAAGAUACUUAAAAAGCCUUGCUUUUCUUCCUUAAUAUUUCUGAAAUGUACCAGUCAUCUCAUUAUGCUAAACCAAUAGAGUAAAAAAAAUAGAUAAUUGCUAUUAAUAUUUUUGUAAGACUUAAUUCUUUAGUUUUAAUAAAGAAUGUUAACUCCAA